CAUGCAGUGGAUCUUUUGCAUACUCAUGUCACUGAAGUGCUAAGUCACGGGCAUGGAGGGUUUCAUGCCUAUGUGGACAUUAAUGAAUAUCCUCAUGAUCCCAACCUGACAAUCAACAUCAUACUUAAAGAGCAACUACGUCAAGCGAAGGCAAAUAACAACUUCCUGCCUCCAAAUUUGUUUAUCGAAGCAGACAACUGUUGGAGGGAAAAUAAGAACCGUUAUGUAUUUGCAUUUCUGGAAUUGUUAGUGGCAGAACAGGUUUUCCAUGAGGUUCAUAUGUCCUUCCUUAUUGUUGGCCACACGCAUGAAGACAUUGAUGCAAAAUUGAGUGAGGUUUCCAGGCUGUUAAAUACUAAAGAUGCUGAAUAUUUUGAUGACUUUUUAAACGUUUUGAAAAAUGCAGAGCGUAUCACACAAUUAUUUGAUGUAAAGUCAUGGAUUGAGGAUGAUUUGAACAAAGUUGACCACAUCACCCAACCAUUGUACUUUAAAUUUGUUUCUGUGGACGUUGGUGUAAAAGUAUUUUAUAAAGGAAUACAAUCUCAGCCUUGGUCAGCCCUUAAUGGGAACUUCUUGAAUAAUGCUCCAAGUGGAAAGCCAGAAAUAUUGAAGCCAAAUUUUAGUAAAAUUGAAAUAGAUAAAAAUGUUAAACAAAUUAAAGCUCUGAAACUAAUUUUCAAAAAGCAGGACAGUACACAAAAGUGACUAGAAUUUUACGAAUCGCUCAAUCCCAACAUGGACAGUUUAGAUUCUGGAGUAUUUCCUUUAUUACUGCUUCCAAGAAAACCUAUAAGGCAGUCCUUUCCACCAGGACAAGGAAUGGUUACUGAAGUUCGUGAACUGAUUGAAAAGGAAAACCGACAGCCAUUGGUGACCUUUUUCUACAAUAAGGUCAUAUAGUGUUAGCUAACCUGAGCUCACCGUGCU
Dreissena polymorpha is the source of this 930-nucleotide messenger RNA. RefSeq lists its product as uncharacterized. The record is from RefSeq and is a predicted model, not a curated record. The transcript has 3 exons. NCBI's taxonomy places the organism in Eukaryota, Metazoa, Mollusca, Bivalvia, Myida, Dreissenidae. Bases 280 to 708 code for a protein of 142 amino acids.